CAACGACAUCGUGCUCAUGUUCAAAACCGGCGCCUCCGUCCUCUGGAAACGCGUCCCCAUCCACCUCACCACCACCCUCGCCCCCACCCGCAUCCCCCCGGCCAACAUCCUCCUCUACUCCGACAGCCCCGAGACCAUCGGCGCGUGGACCUUCAUCGACGUCCUCGCCAAUACGACCAUCAACGACCCCGAGAUCGCUCUCCCCUACCGCCAACAGGCCGACCACGACUUCCGCCAGAACUACGCCGAGAUCAACAACGUGUAUCCGGGUGAUAACUCGGGCCCCGCGGGCGGCUGGAAGCUCGACAAGUACAAGUUCCUACCGCUGGUGCAGCACGCGGGCCGCGCCCGCCCGGACGCUAAAUGGUACAUCUUCAUGGAGGACGACGCCUACCUCUUCCUACCUAACCUCCUCGCGCACCUGGAGCGCUUCGACCACCGGCAACCCUGGUACUUGGGCAGCGUCGCCUGGAUCCAUGGGGACUAUUUUGCCCACGGCGGGUCUGGGUUUGCCAUUUCGCGCAAGGCGUGGGAGAUGGCGUUUGGGGAUGGGAAAGUCAAUAUCGAGGAGAAGUAUGCUGAGUUCACGGCGCAGCAUGGGUGCGGAGACCACAUUCUCGGCCACGUACUGAAAGAGAGUGGCGUGGGGUUCGGAGAGCAUCCGGAGGUCGAAGAGAGUCGCUUCAGCUACGGGUUCAAUCCCGAGGCGCAUUGGACGAGCUGGUACGAGCAGGAAAAUUGGUGCAGGCCCGUGUUCAGCUGGCACCAUACGCACAACCGCGAUGUGGCCCGGUUGUACGAAUUGGAGAUGCGGUGGGGCGACGUGCAGGCCCGGGGCCCCAUCCGGUACAGGGAUGUGUACGAGGCGAUGGUGCUGCCGUACUUGCGCGAGAGAGUGGAGUGGUGGGAGAAUGGCGCGGCCAAAUACGAUAUCCGCUCCAGUAAUGUCAAGGCAGUGACGGUGCCAGAAACCGUCACCAAGCCGCAGGCCUGGAAGGAGGCCUGGAUGUCGGUGGAUAAGUGCGAGGCUGCCUGCGUAGCGUGGGGCGAGUGCGUGCAGUGGAGCUUCUAUGAGGAUCGAUGUAUGCUCGAUAGUAUGAUCCGGCUGGGAAGCGGGAUCCCCGAGGGCGAUUCCAGGCGGCAGAGCUCGCUACCGUGGACCAGUGGCUGGUUGACGAGGAGAGUCGAGCAUUGGAACUCGGCCUGUAGUGACCUGUAGUGAGUAGGCAGCAACGCCGGUAGUGCGGUAGAUGCCUGCAUGAGAUUACCCGAUCGGGAAAUGUUGUAUAUACCCCAGCAGAAAUAAAC
Molecule: messenger RNA, 1308 nt
Organism: Aspergillus uvarum CBS 121591
Lineage: Eukaryota; Fungi; Ascomycota; Eurotiomycetes; Eurotiales; Aspergillaceae
Exons: 1
Coding region: 17-1219 (400 amino acids)
Cellular component (GO): membrane
Molecular function (GO): glycosyltransferase activity
Source: RefSeq, a predicted model, not a curated record